AUGCGCUCGCCCGUCGCUGCCCUGCUUGUCUUCGCAGCCUCCGCGCUUGCGCAGAUAACCCUCGACCCACACAAGUGCUUCACGCUGUCGACCAACGGCACGCAAUACCUCGACUCGACGAACAGCGUGCUCGCCAUCCAGGUCCACCCCGACCGCGCAUCGCUCGAGGCCGGCGGCGACAAGGGCGUGCGCUUCCACUUUCCCACGGGCGACCGCGGGUGGGUCGUGUGCGAGGCGCAUGACGGGCACUUUGUGGGCACGACCAUCCCGCCGUCCAACUGGAAGACGGACAUUUCCCAGGGGUCCACCAGCGAGAUCGCGACCAUCGGCCUCGUCGACGGCGGCGCCGGCCCGAAUCCGAAGGCGUGGGUCAAUGCGACGCCGCGCCAUUUCAUUGGUGUGAAAGCGGACGUGGUGUCGGCGCCGUUUUACUGGGAUAUUCGCCCGAUUAAUUGUUUGGUGAACAAGUAG
Messenger RNA from Mycena indigotica, 471 nucleotides. RefSeq lists its product as uncharacterized. The transcript is spliced from 4 exons. The record is from RefSeq and is a predicted model, not a curated record. NCBI's taxonomy places the organism in Eukaryota, Fungi, Basidiomycota, Agaricomycetes, Agaricales, Mycenaceae. The coding region runs from base 1 to 471 and encodes 156 amino acids.